This is a messenger RNA of Meriones unguiculatus (Mongolian gerbil), 2005 nucleotides long. Its product is annotated as solute carrier family 40 member 1-like. Gene Ontology annotation, molecular function: iron ion transmembrane transporter activity. Lineage: Eukaryota; Metazoa; Chordata; Mammalia; Rodentia; Muridae. Bases 1 to 1626 code for a protein of 541 amino acids. Gene Ontology annotation, cellular component: membrane. The transcript is spliced from 9 exons. Gene Ontology annotation, biological process: iron ion transmembrane transport. The record is from RefSeq and is a predicted model, not a curated record.
AUGUCCUUCCCCGGGCCCCCAGGAGUAGCUGAGCCCCAGCCUCUAAUCAUGGUGGGAAAAUCGACUGACAUUGAAAACUCUGGAAACGAAGAGAGACAGACCAAAGCCUCAGACAACAGGCGAACGAAGGGAGAGAUGAGUACUGCUGAUUUCAUCUAUGGUGCUUUCCUUGCCUUCUACAACUGGCUGUCUCUGACUAUGCGCUGGACAUCCUGUUUAAAAAUGGUUGCGAGCGGAGACGGGAUGUGGCACUUUGCUAUGUCUGUGUUCCUGAUAGAGCUGUACGGACACAAUCUCCUCCUAACGGCAGUGUUUGGCCUAGCGGUGGCUGGCUCCGUGUUAAUAUUUGGGGUUUUAAUUGGUGACUGGAUCGACAGGAAACCGAGAAAUGAAGCUGCUCAUGCCUCGCUCUUCAUUCAGAACGCCUCUGUCACUGCCUGCUGUGUGGUCCUGAUGCUGGUGUUCUCCUACCAGAUGGAGAUGGAGCGAAUUUGGCAUGGCUGGCUCACCGUGGCUUGCUAUGCAGUGGUGAUCUCCCUGGCGGCUGUGGCAAACCUGGCUGGCACCGCGCUUACCAUCACCAUUCAGAGGGACUGGAUUGUGAGCCUCACCGGGGACAACAGAGGCCAGCUGGCUGGUGAAACCGAGUUUUGGGGAACUAUGUAUAGAUUCACCAACAACUCCAGAACCCUGGAAAAACUGAAGGACCGCAAUUCUAGCCUUGAAGAACAACGGGCCACAACCAAAGGUUGCCUUCUUCGCUGCCUGCACAGCACGCGUCGGCUGCUCCACACAUGCCGGGAGGGAUGGGAGACGUACUGCCGACAGACCGUCUUCCUGGCUGGCUUAGGCCUGGCUUUCCUCUACAUGACAGUUCUGGGGUUUGACUGCAUUACCACAGGCUAUGCCUACACCCAGGGCAUUGGAGGCUCCCUGCUCAGCAUCCUUACAGCCCUUUCAGCUGUGUCUGGCCUCCUGGGAACGAUUCUCUUCACCCGGCUCCGGAAGCAUUAUGGCUUGGUCACCACGGGAGUCAUUUCCAGUUGGCUCCACUUGGGCAGCCUAACACUCUGCGUGUUUUCCGUCUUUGCACCGGGAAGUCCUUUUGAUAUGGCUGCCUUCUUCCUCCCAUUAAACAAGAACUCCUCUUCGAACCAUGAGUUGCUAAAAGUUGGCCAGGCACGUGUUUAUACCUUUAGAAGAAACCUAAACCAACCCAUCUUCCCAGACCGCUCUCCUAUUCACUGGACCAAUAAUACAGUCCUGUUUGAUGGCCAGCAGGACCCUGAACAGCCUGAGUCUUACAUGUCUAUCAUCUUGCUCUUCUCAGGUGUGAUCCUGGCAAGAAUCGGCCUCUGGUCCUUUGACCUCACCGUGACUCAGCUUCUCCAGGAGAACAUCCCGGAAGCAGAGCGAGGGGCUGUGAAUGGUGUGCAGUGCUCUCUGAACUACCUCAUGGACCUCAUCCACUUUAUUCUGGUCAUGCUGGCCCCGAGGCCACAGCAGUUUGGCAUGCUGGUGUUCCUCUCCAUGCUCUUUGUGGGCACAGGCCACGUGCUCUAUUUCUUCUAUGCGAGAAGGAGUAAGAAGGCAACUGGGAAAGGUGCCGAGACACGCCCCACCUGAGAGAAGUACAAGCUGCACGAGAUGAUUUGCACCAAGCAGUCCUGGCACCCUCGCCUCUCAGAUUCUACUGUUGGAAAUGAUAGCGACUUCUCUGCACAUCCUUCGUCCUCUGCUGAUUCACUCUUCCUUGAGGCUCUGCGUGGUAGAACAGCAUCACUGUCCUAGCCCACCGUGGGCCAUUAUUUCUUUAUCUCCGUGGCUACUGAUUUUGUUUUGUGUCUUAGACCAGUGUUGUCUAAUAGAAAUAGAAUACAAAUCAUAUAUGCCCAACUUCAAACUGUAUUUCAUUUGACCCAAUGACAAUCACUGGAAAAUUAAAAUCUUUACUUUAAAAUUAAAAUCUUUACUUUCCACAUUCUUCACAUCUGAUUUCUAAAAA